Messenger RNA from Silurus meridionalis, 5247 nucleotides. It is a transcript of the gene akap1b, whose product is annotated as A kinase (PRKA) anchor protein 1b. The record is from RefSeq and is a predicted model, not a curated record. The transcript is spliced from 11 exons. NCBI's taxonomy places the organism in Eukaryota, Metazoa, Chordata, Actinopteri, Siluriformes, Siluridae. Gene Ontology annotation, molecular function: RNA binding. The coding region runs from base 188 to 2779 and encodes 863 amino acids.
UCAGCGUGCCUUCGGUCGGUCAACACGUGGGGAGGAGAGAGAAAGAGAAAGAGACGGAGACACGGAGAGGGACUCGUUUGGAUGCUGUUGGGCCCGGAGCACCGGAUUAGGAACGGAAUUCUUCUUACGGCUGGUGGCGGGGGGGAAGAACACAUAAACACGGAUCAGUACUUAAGGUCCACAGAAGAUGCCACUCAGGUUUCGGUCCUUUGCCCCAUACACACUUCCUGGAGUGCUUGCACUCAUAGGCUGGUGGUGGUACAUUUCUCGCAAGAAAGCACGGAUCACCAGUCAUGACAGCAAAGAGGAACCGGUUGCAGGCCUGCUGACUUCACCUGUUAUGAGCACAAAUGGGAUGGUAGAGACCACACAUGACAUACCCUGCAUAGACAAACCCAAUGCAAAAGAACAGGUGUCUGCUGAGCAGGAGGUUGUAGCAAGGAUUCACACAAUGGUAACAAGCACUUCAGUAGAACCACCAGUCAGCUCCCCAGUGCUAGUGGAAAAUUUGAGCACUCACCUUCACAGCAGCAUUGCAACUACAGACUCCCAACAGUGCAGCCUUGAAGUGGUCAUGGAAAAGUCUUUAAUCUUAUCUUCAACAUCAAAUAUUAUUGAGGAGAGUCCUCCUCAUGAAAGAUCAGAGGCUGUUGAUUUAAGCAGUGAGUCAAGUCAAUUGCCCAUUGAAGCAGAGCUGGACACUACUAGCUCACUUGAGCAAUCUUGGGGUCAACCACUUGACAAACAGGUGACUGAAGUUAAGAAAAAGGUGUCACUUCUAUGCCAGGCUGUGGAGUUGUCCAAAGCGGAGCGCCCAGAGCCCGAAGGGGAGGUGGCUGGUGAUGUUUUGGCUGUACCAUUUGCUGAGAAUGUCCAAGCGGACUUGACAAAAGACAGUCUAUCCUCCACCAAAGAUGACUUAACUGUUGUAUCACUGACGAUUGGGGAUCAGUACACUCAAGCUGCAUCUCAGUUACUUGGUCUUGACAGUCCUAUUCUUCCUGCCUCAUUUCCAGUUUCCACCAGCACACCAGUUGUAAGUGAUUAUAUACAAGUCCAGAACCACGAUAAUGGAGACCUAAACUGUCCAGUAAAGAGCAGCGAAAGCACACAGGAGCUGCAGCGCCUUGCAGCAGGUCUCAUCACUGAAGUCAUUUCAGCAGCUGCCCAGGAGGUCAUGAUGGUCAGCAGCCACACAUCUCAGCCCAGUGAGGGUCUGGAGGCUGUUUGCAGCAACCCAUCUAUUUUGAACAGAAAUGAAGUUGUCAGAGAUGAGGAUGAAUGUGUCUCUAAGGUAGGUUCUUCUUCUGAAUGCUACCAAGAUCACGUAGAGCAGCAUGCAGCACAGAUUGCCAAGGAGGUCAUCAAUGGCUGCCUCACUCUCUCUGUAUGGGAGAGGUCUGAGACGCAGGACAGUUUUGCUCUCGGUGACCAUCAAGAGCAGUUGGAAUCAACUCAGAUUCUACCCAAGGUUCAUGUAAAAGAGGAGACUGUGAUGGGAACAGAGGAUUCUGGGUGUAGCACUUGCCAGUCUGAGGAUGGCAUCAGCAACGAGGACCUUGUCAUCAGUUCAGAUUUGUCAUCAGUGGUGCAUGACGGCAAGGAGGACCUUAUUCAGAUUUCAGGGAUCUCGACUACAGAGGAAAAUGUUGAUGAACAUCAGAAAAGCUCUGAUUCAGCAGUCCUGCUGGACACUGCUCUAAGUGCGGAGCAUACAACGGCUACCUGUGUGCUAGCACAUGUGAAUGGAGACUCUCUCAGGAAUGGAACCAGUGAAGCAGAGGCUGAUCAGUCUGCAGGUUCGGAUGUGAACAGUAUGGAUUCAGUAGACAGCUGCUCCGCUUUGGUGACAGGAAACAGUCAGCAGAGUGGCAGCCAGGUGCAGGGCUCCGAGCUGAUUGUGUGGGAAAUAGAGGUGCCAAAGCAUCUGGUUGGUAGAUUAAUUGGAAAACAAGGAAGGUAUGUGAGCUUUCUGAAGCAGAGCUCUGGUGCAAAGAUCUAUAUCUCAACUCUACCCUAUACUCAAGAGUUUCAGAUCUGCCAUAUAGAGGGCACCCAGCUGCAGGUAGAUAAAGCAUUGGCCUUGAUUGGUAAGAAGUUUAAAGACCUGGAUCUGACAAACCUCUACGCUCCUCCAUCGUUGCCUCUCUCACUGCCCUCCCUGCCAAUGACGUCCUGGCUCCUGCUACCUAACGGCGUGACAGUGGAGGUGAUUGUGGUGAACAUCGUCUCAGCGGGCCACGUGUUUGUCCAGCAGCACACGCACCCUACAUAUCAUGCUCUGCGCAGUCUGGACCAGCAGAUGUUCCUGUGUUACUCUCAGCCUGGCACCCCUGCUCUUCCCUCACCUGCAGAAAUUGGCGUGAUCUGUGCGGCUCCUGCAGUGGAGGGAGCGUGGUGGCGAGCGCAGGUCAUCUCCUACUACAAGGAUUCCAACGAAGUAGAGAUCCGAUACGUGGACUACGGCGGCUACGACCGAGUGAAGAUUGAUACUCUUCGUCAGAUUAGGUCUGACUUUGUGACGUUACCAUUCCAAGGGACAGAAGUGUUAUUGGACAACAUCGCUCCUCUUCCUGGAGAGGAUGGCUUUUCAGCUGAAGCCAACUCGGCACUAGAAGAGAUGACAAGAGGGUUACCUUUGCUUGCACAGGUCACAAAUUACGACAAUAACACAGGCCUUCCAUUAGUACAAAUGUGGAACAUGGUUGGAGAUGAGCUGGUUCUGCUGAAUCGUACAUUAGCAGAGCGAGGUUUGGCUACAUGGGUGGACAGUUUCUGAUCCCUUGCCCUUCCAUUUAUCUCUCCAUCCCCUCCCUCACUUUUUAGACCCCACCCACCUGAAGUGCACAACACUGACUAGCAGAAAAUUAUUUUUUUUUUUUAUUUUUUUUUUUUACUCCCUUUCAAAAAAAAAUGUAAGAAUCUACAUGGGCACGAAUAAUAACAGAAAUGGAGACACCCAAGGUUUGAUCAGAGAACAAAAAGGAAACUGAAGAAGAAAAAAAAAUCUCUUCAGUGUUAUACAUUUAAAUCAAUUGAGUAAAUAAAUGAAGUUGAUCAUGUUAUCCGUCCAAGAAUCCUCCCUGAGUACAGAUCAGACUGUGGAUUUAAGAGCUCUAAUUGUUUUGGUGGAAAAACAAUGUACACUAAAACCAUAACAAUGGUGCAGUUUGCAAAGACUGUUGUUGCUCUAGUUUGGGACUGAUUUCAGCAACUUGUGCAUAAUUUUUGUAGCCCCUGUCUCACUAAUUCACACCAUUAUCGAAUGUAUUGUCUAGUAGUUCACCACUGCUAGUUCCGUUAGAGAUUGAGGUGCAAUGUCCCAAACACCUGUGCGCAUUCAGUGUAUAGAACAGGACCCAUCCAUGUCAUGAAGAAACGCACUGCUUUAAGGUGUGUAAACCUCUUCCACAGAGUCUUGUUCAUCAAUGUGGCCUUACAGAGGGAAAUGAAAUCCUGCCCUCUACUGCGCACUGUCUGUGGGACGUGUCCUGCAAAUUGCCUUCAGUGUCACCAUCUUCAUAUGCAGCUUGUUGCUCUUAUUCAAGAGGCCAUUAUUCAACAUUUGCUCAUGUAUCGAAGAAUACACUAAAGUCCUCGCCUGCGCUUCACUUGAACAUGGCUUUACUACACGUAUGUCCUGACCUGUGAUGAUACUUCCACAUCAGAGCACUGAGGUGUACCAGAGCUCAGGCUCUGAUUUGGGUUUUGGGUAGACGACCUGCAUAUAGUGUGCCGUGUCAAAAUUGUAUGCAUGCAGUCUUGUUCAGAGCACAUCUUUUGAUCCACACAUCACACAUAAACCCACAUUUCACUAUCUAGCGUGGUUUUUAUUUUUGCGUAAACACCAGAGAAGGUUUGAUCACUUGUUUGUAGUCUACUGUGCCCACAGUCAGGUUUUUUAGAUCAAAAUGGUCAUCCUGGUCAGUAGCUAAUGUCUGUAAUGUCUGAAAUGUUUAGUGUCUACCAUCAGUCCCAGUAGGCUGGCUGCUAAAACUAGCACUCUGGUAAUAUUGGUUUGUUGCAAAAGAUAAAAAGCUUUAAGAAUUUUUUUUUUUAAUAAUACUGUUAUUUUGUUUAAAAAAAAAAAAAAAGGAAAACCACUGGGGAAUUUAUUGACAUUUUUUUUUCGUCUGUGUGUCAUUGAGUAUAUUGAAUUCAGGGGCUGACUCAUCUAGUUUUCUGCUGCUAUACCACUUCCAUCCUGGUGUUGCCAACUCCUAACCUGACAGAAUUUCACCAGCGUCUUUAUUUGUUCAUUUCUAUUUACAUGAGCACUAAUCUCCAUUUUUGAUUUGCUCUUGUGCAGUUAAAUGUGUGCGUGUGUGUGCUGCUAUUGUAAUUCACAAGGACUACAUGUACUAGUUUCAACCCAAAAACUUGAAUUGUUGGUUUUUUUCCCCCUUGAUUUUUCUUUCCUGACAGAUGAUUAUUGUGUGAACAAAGCAGCUUUGUAAACUGUAAAGAAGGAUGUGUUUCUGUAGACUGCAAAGGGACGUGCACUCUCCUGUAACCUCACUUUGUCUGAAAUGCUAUAGGAUCUGUAAUAUCUGUGGAAUGGGCUUUAUUUUUUCCUGUCUGGUGCUCAGGUUUUUUGUGUAUUUUAUGAAGCUGUGGGGAGAAAAAAAAAAAACUGAUGUACUAAAUGUACGAUAAAAUGUCGACAGUUAAGACAUUUCUGCACUAUACAGUCAAACAAAUGAGGCAGCAGAGCAACUUAAAUGCAGGAAAUGUUUUGUUUUUUCGUUUUGUUUUAAAAGUUUGUUUGACUUUUGUUUGUUGUUUUUUCUUUCUUCAUUUUCCCAAUUUGUUUAAGUUCAUAAUUCCCAGUAGAUUUCUGACAGUUUCAAUGCUUGGAAGUUCAUGGCCUUUUUCUUUGCAACCUUUUCCAUUGCCAUGCUUCAUCAACUCCUCAUCCAACUCUUUCUCUUGUCUGUGUAAAUACAAUUUCAUUGCUCUUUUGUACAACACUGGGAGAAGUGUAAGAAAACAAAGGGAUCAUUUUGUUUUGUCUUGGUUUGUUUUUUCCCCAAACCCAACUACAUGUUCUGUUUAUAGGACUGGUUUGAAGUGUUUUGCUUAGCUAGUUGAUUACUUAUUUGAUUAUUUGAGUGCAAAGCAAUCCUGCCCCCCAGCAUAACAGUGUACAGGUCGGUUUUUGCUAGACUCAUGAAAAGGUUUGAAUCUUGGUUGUACAGAUCUAUAUAUAUAUGUAUAAAAAAGAGAAUAAAAUUAUUAAAACAUGCA